This is a messenger RNA of Bufo gargarizans (Asiatic toad), 1531 nucleotides long. It is a transcript of the gene SGCZ, whose product is annotated as sarcoglycan zeta. Gene Ontology annotation, cellular component: sarcoglycan complex; sarcolemma. Gene Ontology annotation, biological process: cardiac muscle tissue development; heart contraction. The transcript is spliced from 10 exons. Bases 635 to 1531 code for a protein of 298 amino acids. Lineage: Eukaryota; Metazoa; Chordata; Amphibia; Anura; Bufonidae. The record is from RefSeq and is a predicted model, not a curated record.
UACAGGCAACUCUUAGGAGAAAGCAGUUCUCUCCUGCAAAUGAUCAUCAUUCAUGUAGGAUGCUAAUUGUGCUUGCAUGCCCAAAGAAUGGUUUCAUGACAUCUCCUGCUCUCUAGUUUGCACACAUUUCUUUGCUUUCUGCCGCAUGAUGUCCAAGGAAGCAGCUUCUUAGGAUGCAGCAAUUCUCUGCUGUGUAGCAGAAAGGAUAUAAAUAGUCAAGAUCGUGCAGAGCAUAACUAUUCAUCUCCAGCACACAUCACAGGGGGUCUGUGGAGGUCCAGGAUCACCUGUCGCUUAAGUCACUGCCAGCCACAAGCAAAGUGAAUUGCUUUAUUGUACAGGAGAUCAUCCAUAUACUCCUGGUCCAUAAGGAGAUAACGAGAGACAUCACAGCCGGGGUCUGGAGGACCAGGAUGACUUUCUGAAUCUAGAUUGUGUCCAACUUUCCAGAUGCACGGAUAAAGUCUUCAGGAAAAGAAGGCUGGUACCAUGCAUUCAGCAACUCAGUGACUCAGAACCUUUGGAUUGGUGAUCCUGGGGAUGAAACUAUACAUCAAUGGUGGGUGGUGGCUGAAGCAUAGCUUGAAGACAAAGUACAUUGGAGGGAUAUCUGCGCCAUUACCAAUGUACUGAGAUGACACGGGAACAGUACAUAUUGGCCACACAACAAAAUAAUCUACGAGCAGAAAACACUCAGUUUUAUCCCGUUGGAAUUUAUGGAUGGCGGAAGAGGUGCUUGUACUUCUUUGUGCUACUACUGUUGGUUACCAUGAUUGUUAACUUAGCAAUGACAAUAUGGAUUUUGAAGGUUAUGAAUUUUACAGUGGAUGGCAUGGGAAAUUUAAGAAUUACCAAGAAAGGAAUACGACUGGAAGGUGUAUCUGAAUUUCUUCUUCCAUUGUAUGUGAAAGAAAUACAGUCUAGAAAGGACAGUCCACUGGUGUUACAGUCAGACAGAAAUGUAACAGUGAAUGCAAGAAACCAGAACGGCCAUCUAACAGGUCAAAUGAUAGUAGGUGCAGAUGCUGUGGAAGCUCAGUGUAAAAGAUUUGAAGUUAGGUCAAAUGAGGACGGGAGGAUGCUGUUUUCAGCUGAUGAGGAGGAAAUCACUAUUGGUGCUGACAGACUCAGAGUCACAGGAACUGAGGGAGCUGUAUUUGGCCAUUCAGUGGAAACACCACAUAUACGAGCUGGACCUUCACAAGACCUUAGACUUGAAUCUCCAACAAGGUCACUAACAAUGGAGGCACCAAAGGGAGUACAAAUGAGUGCUGUAGCUGGAGAAUUUAGAGCCAGCUGUAGAAAAGAGCUUCAUUUACAGUCCACAGAUGGAGAGAUAUUUUUAGAUGCAGACAGCAUCAGAUUAGCAAAUUUACCACAAGGCUCUCUUACACCUUCAUCUCCAAGCUCAGUAGGCCUGCGACAGACUGUCUAUGAGCUGUGUGUUUGUCCUAAUGGCAAACUCUACCUUUCUCCAGCAGGAGCUAGUUCCACAUGUCAAUCCAGUAGCAACAUCUGUUUGUGGAGCUGA